Messenger RNA from Drosophila mojavensis, 1579 nucleotides. RefSeq lists its product as uncharacterized. The transcript is spliced from 3 exons. Lineage: Eukaryota; Metazoa; Arthropoda; Insecta; Diptera; Drosophilidae. Bases 1415 to 1579 code for a protein of 54 amino acids. The record is from RefSeq and is a predicted model, not a curated record.
UCGCAAAGUCAAAGCGAUUUUCGAAGUCGACGGUUGUGUGGCUCGCGCUGCUUGCUCCGGUGCUGCUUUCAGAAGCAACUGACAAAACGCUUUUAACACAAAAAUAUACACAAACACACACAUGUAUACAUAAACAUAUAUACAACACUCACACACACUUAUACUCAAACCACGUUCUGGCCAAACUGCAAAAAUUUUUUGUAGGUAUUUUGGCAGGCCAGAAGGCAGCUACACACGCAAAUCCACAGAGCGACGACAUGUCCUCAUCAUCUGCUAUUGCUGCCGCUGCUCCUGUGAAUAAAAAAUCUAAAUAAAUAUUAAUAAAAACCUAAUUGAAAAACACUUAAAGGCACUGCAAAUUGAAUGCAUAAAUAAUAACAAACAAAUUACACAAAAACACACACACACACAAGUGCACAAGGAAUUGCAGUCAAAAAAAAAAGAAAGAAAGAAGGAGAAGAACAAUUUUUUGUGUGUGUUUUUUGUGAAUAGGCAAAAGGCGUUGCCAAAUCAAAAGCAGCAGCACACAGAUUGUUGAAAUAAAUGAAUAAAUACCUAAAAAUAUACUAAACGCAAUCAUAACUUAAACACAACAGGCACAAAGUAACUAUUAUAAAUAUUUAUAACUGAAAAGAGCUAGAGAACUGCAAGCAAAUCAAUUAUUCAUACGCACCGUUAAACAAAACAGCAACACAGCAAACGCACCAAAAGUGAAAUUUUCAAGUGACAUUGUGAAAGGCAGCCACAUACCAGGCUGCAUUAAUAAAACAUACAACAAUCAUAUAGCAUAUAGGAUACAAAGGAUAAAAGGAGUCGGCACAGGAGGCGCUCUGCCUGUUCUAUUAUUUAACUGCUUACAACAGACGUUUUCAACUGGACGAAAGCUGAUUGAAAGCCGCUUUCAACAGCAGCAUCCGUCGUUCACUAAUACUCGACGCGAGGGAGAGAGAACAAGAGCGCACAAAAUAGUAACUGAGAGAGAGAGAGGGAGAGACGGAGAGCGUGACAGCAGCAGCAUCAGCAGCGACGUCAACGUCAAUCCGCUCAAUAUUUAUAUUGCACGAUACCAAUUCGCGAUUCACGCUCCAGCUGCUGACGACUCAGACGCAGACGCCACUGGAGGUCCUGGGUAUCAGACUGUGGCUCUGGUUCAUCUGGUGCCUGGUCCAGCCGCAGCACCAUAAUAAAUAACAUCUGACAGCUGCUGCGAGUCUCCUGCUACUGCGCCCACACCAGCUCGCUUCAAGUCGAGUGGACUCAACUCUCCCGUGCACAAUUCGCACAGGCCUAAGCAAUAUUUGGGCAAGACAAAAACGCUACAGCUGUAACUGCAAUCGACUACUACAAUCAAGCACAACAAACUAGCAAUAACGGUAGAAACAAACCAAAAAUAUAAACAACUAAAAAACACGCAAUGGGUGCCAAGGAAAGUGUCGAGGCAGCCGUCAAAAUGAAUGCCGAUGGCUGGGGCCACGUGGAGCGCGGCAGUCGCUACCACGGCCAUCGGCAUAAUCAACGUUCGCAGUCGCUAAAUCGCGGCCAGGCGCUCUCGCAGGCGGACGUGACCGGCAUGUGGUGA